Messenger RNA from Trichosporon asahii var. asahii CBS 2479, 1884 nucleotides. RefSeq lists its product as uncharacterized. Gene Ontology annotation, cellular component: membrane. Gene Ontology annotation, molecular function: transmembrane transporter activity. Lineage: Eukaryota; Fungi; Basidiomycota; Tremellomycetes; Trichosporonales; Trichosporonaceae. The coding region runs from base 1 to 1884 and encodes 627 amino acids. Gene Ontology annotation, biological process: transmembrane transport. The record is from RefSeq and is a predicted model, not a curated record. The transcript is spliced from 4 exons.
AUGUCCUCGACCGUGUCGAGAACCGAGAUCGACAUUCGCAUGGCCGACGCCCAGGUGGCGCCGGGCUUGGCCUCGCCGGAGGGUACCAUCGUUCCCUCCGAGCCCAACACUCGCUGUCCCUCCUUGCGAUCAUUACACUAUGACAAGAUGUCUUCGCCGGUCUCUCCAUCUUCUCCGAUCAAGAACGAUGCUGAAUACGACUGGCCCACGCCCUCUACCCUCGUCGACGGAAAAGAGACCGUCAAGGGAUCGCCGGAGCCACUCAACCUGCCACCUAUCUUACAGACAAUCGAAAUCGAACUGCCGGAUCGACCCUACUCUGCCUUCUCGAACAAGAUGAAGUGGAUCAUUGCAUUGCUCUGCGGUGCCGGUGCUAUCAUCUCCCCGCUCAGUUCCAACAUCUUUGUACCAGCUAUCCCCUCUAUGGCCGAUGCCUUCGGUCACUCCGAGGAGCACAUUGCUCUCGGUGUAUCCGUCUAUCUUGUCUUCCAUUUCCUUGGUGCCGCCAGCGACAGCUUCGGCCGACGACCAGUGUACCUCGGAACGAUGUUCCUGUACCUCAUGGCCAACAUUGGACUCGCUCUGACCCCGACCAACGCCUACUGGCUGCUUCUUCUCAUGCGUGCUCUCCAGGCAACAGGAGGCAGCGCAGUCAUCUCCAUCGGUGCCGGCGCGAUCUCCGACAUUGCAGAGCCGCGCGAGCGAGGCAAGUUCAUGUCGAUUUUUCAGUGCGGAGUCAUGCUGGGACCCUCCAUCGGACCGCUGCUCGGUGGUGCCUUCUCCCAGUCUCUCGGAUGGCGUGCCAUCUUCUGGUUUCUGACGAUCCUCACUGGAUGCCUGCUUAUCCCCUUUUUCUUGCUGUAUCCUGAAACCUUGAGGCCCAUUGUCGGGGACGGCUCCGUCACGCCGCCGCGCAUCAACAGAGGCCCCUUUUAUCGGUACCAGCACAAGAUCAUGGAGAAGCGUCUCGAGACUGAGGGCCUCAAGGGUGUCCCGCAGGUUCUUCCCAAGCGCCGUCAAUUCGAUCCGCUCAGCACGUUCAAAAUCCUCCUCGUCCCUGAGAUUCUCCUCACGUUCAUCGUGUCUUCGAUCCCGUAUGUCGAGUUUUACUGCUGCCUCACAAUUUUCUCAACUGUCCUGAAGGAGAAGUAUGGUCUCAAUGACCUCAUGGUCGGUCUCUGCUACCUUCCGUCAGGGGCUGGUACCAUCAUCUCGACAAUCCUUAAUGGCAAGCAGGUCGACUACUUCUACCGACGCGAGGAGAAGCGGUGUGGCGGUGACCAUCGCGUCCGACCCGACUUCCGAGUCGAGCUUACACGCCAUCGCUGCCUGUGGCCCUUCAUCAUUGGCUUUUGUUUGACUGCGAUUGCCUUCGGAUGGGCCAUGGAGUACACUGCGCCGCUCGCAGUGGUUCUCGUCCUGCAAUUCCUCAUCGGGUGUGGCACGAACUUUAACUCGACUGUCACCAUCUAUGGCCAGGACGUAGUUCCGGGGCGAGGAGGGGCCGUGUCGGCUAGUCUGAACCUGGUGCGCUGCGCCCUCGCUGCGGUCGGGACUGCCACUGUGCAGCUAAUGUACAACGCUAUGGGCGUGGGCUGGACCUUUGUGCUUCUCUCCGGUCUUAGUCUGGUAGUCCUUCCGCUCUCAUUCCUCGUUGUUGCCAGGGGCGGCAAGUGGAGGGAGAAGCGCAAGGACAGGCAGGCUGAGAAGGAGCGCAAGAAGGCAGAGGCUGAGCGCACCGAUAACGCGAUUGAGCGAGUAGUCUCCGAGGUCGCCGAAUCGCCCGACACGCUAGUGCAAGCCACCCCGAGGUCCUCAUACGAGAAGAAGAUCCUCGGAACGCAAGAGAUGCAGGCGAAGAAGCUCCCCGAGGCGACCGUGUAA